AUGGCAGCGAACGCGUGUCUGCGGCUGCCGGCGACGUCGGCUGUCCGUUCUGAGGAAGGCGUUCCGAAUUCGAAAUCUUCGCAGGGACAACCACGACUCUAUUUCAACAAACCUUCGUGGAUAAUCACAACUCAGUCAGGUUCUAAGACGGAGACUAGGAGAAAGACGAAAGGCCGAUGCGUAAUCUGUCAUGGAACUGGAAGAGUCGAUUGUUUCAAUUGUAGCGGGAAAGGGAGGACUAAUUGCGUAGAUAUGGAAAUGCUUCCAAAAGGAGAAUGGCCUAAAUGGUGUAGGAGCUGUGGAGGGAGUGGAUUGAGUGAUUGUUCUCGCUGUCUUGGCACCGGAGAGUACAGAUACAGUAUGGGUUUCCGUUUCUUAAACCAACAAGAUGAUGUUGAUCCACAAGCAUGA
Microthlaspi erraticum is the source of this 411-nucleotide messenger RNA. The record is from the annotation of a GenBank genome assembly. NCBI's taxonomy places the organism in Eukaryota, Viridiplantae, Streptophyta, Magnoliopsida, Brassicales, Brassicaceae.